Molecule: messenger RNA, 2704 nt
Organism: Tachysurus vachellii
Lineage: Eukaryota; Metazoa; Chordata; Actinopteri; Siluriformes; Bagridae
Exons: 7
Coding region: 47-2704 (885 amino acids)
Source: RefSeq, a predicted model, not a curated record
GCAAGCAAAGUGGUACCGACGGGUUCCGUUCCAGAAGAAGAGAGGCAUGGACGGAAGGAGAAGAAAAUACACUGCCCCUGGUUCAGAAUAUAUGAUUCCAUCAAGAACAAGGAGAUACUGGAAAAGGAGGAAACUGAUUGAGGCCAUCAACAUGCAUCAGUCAAACCAGGAAGUGAACCAGGAUUCCUCUGACCACGACUCUGACAGUGGCUCAGAAGACGCACAUGAUGGUGGUGGGAUUACUCAGAACCUGGAUCAGGAUUCCUCUGACAACAGAUCUGAAAAUGCAUGUGAUGUUGAUGACAAUAAACAGAACCUGGAUCAGGAUUCCUCUGACAACAGAUCUGAAAAUGCAUGUGAUGUUGAUGACAAUAAAAGCCUGCACGCAGACCCUGAAUCCAAUGAACUACCACCAAAUUUGAGCCAAAAAACAGAGUCAUCAAUCUUCAGUUUUGAGGACAGUGUUGAUUUUGGUGUGUUUGAACCACUAUGGCAGUCUUUUACUGACUCUGAAUCCAUUGGCAGUGGAGAAGAAUUUCCCAUGGAAGACAACACUGACAAGUCAGUAAAUGAAGAAUUACAUUUGAGUGUAGGCAUUAAUGAAAUAUUUCCUCCAGUAAAUGAUGAGCCACUUUACACAGGCUCACAACUAACCAAAGCUCAGAGUUUUUUACUUAUCCUUUCAUAUGCUUUGAGACACUCACUUACUGGUGUGGCCCUGUCUGAUCUUUUAGAUUUGAUUAAUAUCCACUGUCCAGAAAAUGUUUUAACUUCAAAGCAUCUGUUCUUAAAAGAGCUUAAACCAAUACAAGGUCACCUAGAAUGUCACAUAUACUGUCCCAACUGUGAAUAUUACAUCGGCGACCAAGUCACUGAAGGGCAGUGUUCUGUAUGUAACUCUACGUGGGAUAGAAACAGCUCACUGAAGAAUGGAAAUUUCUUCCUAUACUUACCCAUCCAAACACAACUGGAACAUCUUCUUCAAAGAGAAGAUAUUGCAUCUUGUCUUAAGUCUGGAAAUGGCACAUGUAAUUCAGACGAUUAUGAUGACAUAUGUUGUGGUAAAAUGUAUCAUAAUCUGAACAAAGGUGGCGGCCCACUAGAUAGUCCUCAUGCAUUCUCCUUAACAUUAAAUUGUGAUGGAGUUCCAGUAUUCAAAUCAUCCCAGUAUGGAAUUUGGCCAUUACAAGGGAUGGUAAACGAGCUUCCUUUUCAUGUCCGUAAAGAGAAUGUUUUACUUUUUGGCCUAUGGUUUGGUACUAAAAAGCCAAAUGUUAAUAUAUUUUUAAAACCAUUCACAAAAGAGUGUCAGUCUUUGUCAACUGUUGGCUUCAAGUUACACAGCAACAACAUUGUGAAUCAUUGUAGAGUGAUAGCAGCUGUUAUGAUGUGUGAUUCAGUUGCCAGGCCCAUUCUGCAAAACAUGACUCAAUUUAAUGGUCAUUAUGGGUGCAGCCUCUGCCUACAUCCUGGUGAACAAGUUCCAAAGGGAAAUGGAACUGUUAGGGUUUAUCCAUACAAAGAAGUUCCAAAAAGGGAUCAUGCUUCAACCCUAAAUGAUGCAAGGGAGGCUGUGCGUACCACACAAUCUGUGAGGGGCAUUAAAGGGCCCACAUGUCUUGUCAACAUCCCACACUUUGACCUCAUAUCUGGAAUGCCUCCUGACCAUAUGCAUAAUGUACAUCUUGGAGUUGUUCGGCAAAUGACAAGUAUGUGGCUGGAUAGUGAACACCAUGAGGAGCCAUACUAUAUUGGUAAUCGUGUUCCUGAGCUUGACAAACAACUCUUGAGAAUUAAACCACCUUGCAAUAUCACAAGAGUGCCCCGCUCUUUUCAGCAAAGAAAGUUUUGGAAAGCCAGUGAAUGGCAGAACUGGUUACUUUUUUAUAGCAUCUUUGUGCUAAAGGGAAUACUACCCCAUGCAUUUUACCAGCACUGGUUAAUCCUUGUCACCUUCAUGUUCUUGCUAUGUAAGGACACUGUCACAUCAGAGGGGUUAAAAAGAUGUGAAAAACUAGUUGUUGAGUUUGUCAAACAGUUUGAAACACUGUAUGGAAAGGAAAAUGUGUCAUUUAACGUACAUUUAUGUCUUCAUUUGCCGGACUCUGUGAGAAAUUGGGGACCUUUGUGGGCACAUUCAGGAUAUAUUUUUGAGUCUUUUAAUGGGGAGAUACUAAAGAUGUUUCAUGGCACCCAGUGUGUUCCCUUACAAAUAAUGAAACAAUUCACAUAUAGACAAGUGUUGCCUCUUUUGAAAAACAAUGCACUGAGAAAUGCUGUGCCUAGAUGUAUACAGCUGUAUAACAACUUGACUGGUGAAAAAAAGCUGAAACAGUUUGAAAGAGUAGCAGAUCAAGUUGUGACCCUUGGUUUACACUAUGUUCGAAAACUUACUAACGAAGAGAUACUGGCUAUGAGAGAGAAACUUUCAGUCACCACGGAUACAACUGUGAAAAUAUUCAGUAGAACUUUCGUCAGAGGAGAACUGUAUUACUCAGAGCAGUUCACUAGAGUAAUGAAAAGGAACAGCUUCACUGUUUUGCUGGAUAAUGGACACAUAAUCACUGUGUAUUAUUACAUUGUGAGAAGAACGCAGCAGAGUCCUGUGGAAUAUCAAACUUCUUUAUUCAAUACACUUGCAGUCUGUCCUGACCUACACUGUAAAGCCGCCUUCACACUGCACACGACAAACGACCGCAGAUAA